Molecule: messenger RNA, 1707 nt
Organism: Nannospalax galili (Upper Galilee mountains blind mole rat)
Lineage: Eukaryota; Metazoa; Chordata; Mammalia; Rodentia; Spalacidae
Gene: Actmap
Product: chromosome unknown C19orf54 homolog
Exons: 7
Coding region: 238-1275 (345 amino acids)
Source: RefSeq, a predicted model, not a curated record
UGGGCUUAUGUCAUGUGAUCACCAGGGGGCGGGGCGCGGCUUGGGCGUCCUACCAGGUCUCUGUGUAGUCCAGGCUAGAACUUGCCAUGUUCUAACUCCUGAGUGCCCCGGAUUACAGACACUACCACGUGCAGUUGCUCAAAACCUUUGAAAUCUCCAUCCCCGAGACCAGCUCUUCGGGAAUAUCCUCCUGCUCUCCUAUUCUCCAACCUCUCCACUCCACCUGAAGACCCCCAAAUGGCCUCUCCAUGUUCUUUUCCCUCAAAACCUACAACCCCUCCAAGAACCCACACACCUCAAGCCCCUGUCAUUCCACCUCCUCUACCCCCAAAUCCUUUGGACUUGGCUUUGCCAUCCCCUCCCUGUAGCCUCCAGGCCCCUAUUCCCCCACCACCCCCACUGCCUCCUCAACCCUCUGCUGUGGAGGUUGCUCCCCCUCGUGUCUACGGCCUGGAGAAGAGCAGACUCCUGCAGGAGGCUUUGGAGAAAGCUGGCCCGGUCCCCAAGGGCAGAGAAGAUGUGAAAAGACUGCUGAAGCUUCACAAGGACCGGUUCCGCAGUGACUUGCAGUGGAUCCUCUUCUGUGCCGACCUUCCAUCACUCAUCCAAGAAGGCCCUCAGUGUGGGUUGGUGGCCUUGUGGAUGGCAGGCAGGCUCCUGUUGACAUCUGGCAGCAUCCCCCUGGAGAGACUGGUGCAGGUGGCCAUGGAGAGAGGCUACACCGCACAAGGAGAAAUGUUCUCCGCAGCUGACAUGGGCAGGCUGGCCCAGGAGACCUUGGGCUGCCAGACUGAACUUCUCGGUGGUGGCCUGGGUGGUCCCAACAGAGAUCGAGUCCUACAGCACCUCAUCACUGGAUACCCCCUGCUCAUCCCCUAUGAUGAGGACUUUAACCACGAGCCGUGUCAGAGGAAAGGCCACAAGGCGCACUGGGCAGUGAGUGCAGGGGUCCUGCUGGGUGUACAAAGUGUGCCAAGCCCUGGCUACGUUGAAGACACAGAAUUGCCAGGUCUGUUCCACCCAGUACCUGGCAUACCCCACCGACCACCAUCCUUCCCAGAGGAGAACUCCCCAGGUGCCACCUUCCUUCUGUCCAAGCAGGGUAAGAGUUGGCAUUACCAGCUGUGGGACUACAACCAAGUCCGGGAUAGCAACCUACAGCUGACAGACUUCUCACCUCUAAGGGCCACUGAUGGACGGGUGUAUGUGGUACCCACUGGAGGGGUACGGGCAGGCCUCUGUGGCCAGGCCCUGCUGCUCAGACCACAGGAGUAGAGCCACUAGCUGUGGCUAGGACACCUGCCUGGAUCUUGUUUCCAUCACCAUUAAAGUGCCUAGUGUCUCCCCUUGUGUGACGCUGUGGAGCUAGCCUGCAUCCUGAGGCUUCCAGCUCAGAAAUCCAUCACAGGUCACCCCACCUAUGGGGUCUCAAGCCUGGCCAUCACCCAAAGCCUAAGCUCAUUGCUUCCAGGAUUAAGCACUGACCAAUGCUUUAGUCAAGGGAGAUGCUUUAUAGCAAUUCAGACCCCAAGUCCCCUCUCUUGCACCUGAAUGUGACAUCUACUGACUUUUCUUUAGAGACAUCCUUUAACCACUUUCAGUUUGCUGGACAUCUGCAAGAGCCUCCUACCUGGACCCUCUUGCUCCCACCCACCCCCAACCCCCAUCACUCACCUUGUGCCUGACUGACCUUUGAAGACUGUAGCU